ACAGGAAACGGCUCCGAAAUAAAAACUCUCCGAUAUUGAUCGAAAUGCUCUAAAUCUGAUCCAAUUUUUCCGCCAGUUUGGGCUUGUUUGAAGAGACAUGGCUAAAGUAGACGAAUCUGACAGACCUUCUGUUCGUCAAGUCUGUCAGGACUUCAGGGUGCGUGAAGAUGGAGCACUGGCACAGCGAUUGCAAGAUGAAGAAUUUGGGCACCAUUACAUUAGAAACCGCAAUGAAAGAAAAACAGUACGUGAGGAUGUCAAGGCUGCCAAGAUAACAUACUUGGAAGAAGUCAAAAAUGCUCAGCUCCUUCCUGAUGAAGAUGUCCAAAACAUGGAACAGCCAGAGCAAUGGCUAACCAGAGACCUCCAGCAAAAGUUACAACAAGAAGAAAUUAACCUUGAAAGGAGAAAACGGGAUGAAGAAACAAGGGACGAGGAAAUUGCCCGGAAGCUACAAGAGAAAGAAGCAAUGAAGCUGGAGCGGGCAAGGCAGAAAAGAAUAGAGCGACAACUAAGAGAGGAAAGAGAGCAGAAAAUGCUUCAAGAAGCUAUCUCAGGGCUACAUGAACACACUGAAAAUCAUGUGAAUCACCAUGAGCAAGCUGAAAUGCAAAGAGCACCUGCUCCAGUAAGCUCUAGAAAUGGCCGAGCUUCUCCAGAUAGAGAGGACACUAAGCCUCGUCACAGUCAUGCAAGCAGGAGUAACAGUGGCAGCAGGGAGCCGGAAAACAGGUUCAACUUAGGUGAAGGAGCUGUGGUUCAACUACCACCCAGGGAACCCAAGGAGCCCAAGGAACCCAGGGAACUCAGGGAGGGAGGAAGAUUGGAGUGCGAUAGGAUCAUCAUGGCUGAUGGAACAGCAAUUGACUUGUUUGAUGAAAAUGAUGAUAAAGGUGUACGCGAGAAGGCACAUAAGAGAUCACGUGAGAGACAAGAUGAGGAAUUUGCAAGGAAGUUACAAGAGGAAGAAAACAAGUUGUUAGAACAGGAUCGUCAGGCUGAGCAUGACAGAAAGAUAGCCUUGGAAUAUCAGGACAGGGAAUUUGCAAAGGAGUUGCAGAGGAGAGAGUACAUCAGAUUACAAAAGCUCAAGAGAGAGAGACAGUUAAGACGAGCGCAGACAGUUCCCGCUGAAAGUACCUCUGGAAGUACCGGAGAGCUGCAGUCGCAUCAGAGACUUCCCUCGUAUGAGGAAGCAGUCCACAGAAACCAAAUUCCCGAUCUGCUGCAGGAUGAGCCGUCUUUUAGAACAGAGCAGGACCAGCAAAGAGAUGACUUCGCACAUCGCAAAUACAGCAGCCCUGAGAGGUUAGCUACCUCGCAGCACAAUGGUUCAUUUGAACGAGAGAAAGAAGGCCCGCAAAGGCUGUCACGGACCAGUUCUAACUCUCCGACGAACAUGCUCCUUGACAGAGAACAAAUGCGAUUGUCAGAUUCUCCCAACUCCUCACCGCACUCCUCACUCGAAAGAUCUGCCGAAUAUGUCAGGCAACACUCGCUCAGGUCAUCCACAAGCUCCACGCAUUCUUCGUCUCAUGUCCAGGCAGUCCAGUCCCCCACCUCUCCAGAUACUCGAGAAGGGGUCUGGGAACGUCUCUACGAGGAAGGAGACGAGAUUCCGAAUAAUACGCGGCAUCAGAGAGGUCUGGAACGGCGGUCCACCGUAGCCAGCUCUGAACCGUCCAGUCAUGAGUUACUGAGUAACGGCCACUUCCUGAAUGGGACCGACUGCAACAUCGCUGAAUUAAUAGAUCCGACCUUCGGUAGGAAGCCGCAGAACAGCAGCCCCGAAGAAAGCCCAACCCCCACCCUUACGGAGGCUGAAUCGAAACCUAAGGCUGUGCCGCUGAUACAACCACAUCGCAGGCGCAGCUCAGAUAAGAAGAAAAGGGAGAAAGAAAAGGAGUGUAAACAACAGUGAAAAGGCGUUCAUGAACUGAGUCGUCACUGUAAAUAGGAUGUGGUUUCUGUUAAGAUAUCGCCCUCUUAGGGUUGCUUACCUGUGUUACUCCGCAAUUAAUUCGUCUUGAUGACUUCCCAAAACAAAUUUGCUGGAAAACGGAAAAGUGCCUUGCAGAAAUUAGACAACAUGAUGGCCACAUCAAUCAAGAGAUAUUGAAGCUUCUAAUCCAUCAAAUAUUUUCGCUUGCGCGCGAUUGGUCUAAACGCGUCACGUGACUCAAUAUCCCCCAGCUAA
Messenger RNA from Orbicella faveolata, 2197 nucleotides. RefSeq lists its product as uncharacterized. Lineage: Eukaryota; Metazoa; Cnidaria; Anthozoa; Scleractinia; Merulinidae. The record is from RefSeq and is a predicted model, not a curated record.